Molecule: messenger RNA, 330 nt
Organism: Diospyros lotus (date-plum)
Lineage: Eukaryota; Viridiplantae; Streptophyta; Magnoliopsida; Ericales; Ebenaceae
Exons: 1
Coding region: 1-330 (109 amino acids)
Source: RefSeq, a predicted model, not a curated record
AUGGAUGAGUUCCGAUUGGAAGCCUAUGAGAAUGCCAAGUUAUAUAAGGAGAAGACCAAGAAAUGGCAUGAUCAACAUGUACACCGAAAACAGUUUCAGAUGGGGCAAAAAGUGUUGAUGUUCAACUCGUGUCUCAAGUUGUUUCCAGGCAAAUUACGUUCAAGAUGGUCAGGCCCGUUCACCGUGGUCCAAGUAUACCCCUAUGGUGCAGUUGAAGUGACUCAUGACACUAAGGGCACAUUCAAAGUCAAUGAGCAGAGGCUCAAACCCUAUCUUGGCGGUGAUUUUCCAAAGGAUAAGGUUUCUACCGCGUUGGACAACCCUGAAUAA